This is a messenger RNA of Nannizzia gypsea CBS 118893, 939 nucleotides long. RefSeq lists its product as hypothetical. NCBI's taxonomy places the organism in Eukaryota, Fungi, Ascomycota, Eurotiomycetes, Onygenales, Arthrodermataceae. The coding region runs from base 1 to 939 and encodes 312 amino acids. The record is from RefSeq and is a predicted model, not a curated record. The transcript is spliced from 2 exons.
AUGGACAAACCAUUUGGCAGACUCAUCCGGUCGGACCUUUUUACCUUCCUCAUUGGGCCUAAAAAAGUUCAGUUCAUUGUCCAUGCUGAACCUAUAGCCAAGCAAUCAUCUGCGCUCCAUGGCCUGUUGAACGGCAAUAUGAUAGAGGCCCAUUCUAGGACAGUAGUAUGGCCUGAUGUGGAUGAAGAUACCUUUGUUCGGUUUUGCGAAUUCUGCUAUUUUUACAACUAUUCCCCGCCUAGUUGUGGUUGGGAUGGCGAUGCCGUAGAGGAACCUACUAUGGAGGAGGAACCUACUAUUGCGGAGGAACCUACUAUGGAGGAGGAACCUACUAUGGAGGAGGAACCUACUAUGGAGGAACCCGCUGAGGAGAAACCUGCAGAAGAAUACGGUUGGAGCUUUGGAGGCUUUGGAGAAUCGAAAACUGCUUUGGCAAAACGGAAGAAAAAAAAGAAACGGGGAUUCCCAGCCUCUGAAUUAUCUGAAAACUUGAUGAAAGAUCAAGAAUACCCACUCCCGGAGAAAUGCGCUCAGUUUACUGAUCAGUUCGAACCUUUCUCCAACGUCACGAACGAUCAGGAUUUUACCCCUGUUUUUCUUGGACAUGCCAGGCUAUACGUGAUGGCAGACAAGUAUUGCAUCGAGACGCUGAAAGAACUUGUGCUGCACAAGCUCCAAUCAACACUCAAAUGCAUUACUCUCUUUCCCAACAGAAUCCGAGACGUCAUCAAACUAAUCCAAUUUGCCUAUGAUGAGGAUAACACGCGGGGAGGCACCAAAAAGAUGAACCCUCUAAGGAGACUGGUGACGCAGCACAUGACAACCGUGUUGGAAAACGUUGCCAUGCAUGCUGCUUUUCUCGAACUUCUUCAAGAGGGUGGGGAGUUCGUUUCUGAUUUUUGGAGAGUGGUUUGGGCAAAGCGAGUGCCAGACUCGUAG